UUAUAUUAGUAGUCAAAACCUUGCCAAGCAGAAGGGCAUAAAUGAAGGCAAGACAUACCGUAUGGCCUUAUCUAUUUAUGGUGAGUCAAUAUUUGUUACCAUUAUGUAAAUGAAUGAAUGAAUGAUAAUAUUCAUUCUUAUGAAAAAACUACGCAAAGAAACUUCAAUAUUCUAAGUAAUAUGUCUGGUCAACCGAAUAAUUACAUAUUUUCGAUUCUUAUAUUAUUUACAUUCAUAUGUACAAAUGUAUAUAGUGUUACUUGUCGUUAUGAUCGUCAGUUUUUCAUAAUAAAAAAAUAAUCUUUAUUGUUCGAUUUUUUUCUAAUUUAGAAAUAACAUGUCAAACUUAUUCGUACACUUGGUGCUGUGAAACUUAUCAAUAUUGUGGAAGUACUUCAGGAUCAUGUUUAUAUUAUACAACACGAGUACCUGUGCCAACACCAUCUUCAGAUUUACCACCAAGUCUUCUUACAGUCAUUAUUGUUGUUCCCAUCGUUUUUAUAGUUACAUGUUUAUCCUGCUGGAUGCAAUCGCAAAAGCAUGCUCGCUCUUCUAUGAUAGAUACAAAUAAUGAAAUAGGAUCGUAUACAUAUCACCAACAAUCUAGGCAUAGACCCGGUCGAACUUUUCAAGUUCAUCCUGUCUAUGAUGCUAAUGGUAGAUCACCAAUUCCGAGUAUAUAUGAAGAAGCACCACCAUCCUAUGAAGCUGCAAUGUCUAAUGUACCACCAAAACAUUCAUUAGUAUUAUCACCACCUAUAACAGCAACUGUUGAUCAAAACAGCAACUGUUAA
Adineta steineri is the source of this 794-nucleotide messenger RNA. The record is from the annotation of a GenBank genome assembly. Lineage: Eukaryota; Metazoa; Rotifera; Eurotatoria; Adinetida; Adinetidae.